Molecule: messenger RNA, 2001 nt
Organism: Zea mays
Lineage: Eukaryota; Viridiplantae; Streptophyta; Magnoliopsida; Poales; Poaceae
Exons: 3
Coding region: 467-1468 (333 amino acids)
Molecular function (GO): catalytic activity
Source: RefSeq, a predicted model, not a curated record
CCGCCCACCUCAUCUCUCUCUCUCUCUCCCUCCACCCUGCGCUCUGCCGCCAUUACCACGCCUAUCCCCCUUCCAUUCGUCUUCCCCCUCCUUCCCUUCGCGCCUAGGGGCGGAAGGCCGCCGUGCCCGUUCUUCCCAGCUGCAGCAACCGGCCAGUGCGCGCGGUUGCGUUGCAUUUGCAUGGCUGCGCGCUGCGCUCUGGGAGCUUGCACUAGCGGGUCGGCGGCCUAGGCGCGGGGCAUCUUUCGAGUGCGUGCGUGUCUGUUCAAGCUCUGAUCGUCUCUCCGGCCCAUUCGCCGGAGGAAACUGACCGCCGCCUUCUCGCUCUCGCUCUCUACCCUAUUCCCGGGGCUGAGAGGGGAGGAGAGAAGGCCACGUCCACACCAUAAAGCAGGACGUACAGACACGUGUACGAGGGGGAUCACGGUCGGGUGAGGUGACUAAGCUGGCGGACGGAACGACGACGAUGGCGAGGAGCGGCGGCGGGAUGGAAGGCAGCGGCGGGCUGAAGAAGGGGCCGUGGACGCAGGCGGAGGACAAGCUGCUGAGGGACCACGUGCGGCGGCACGGCGAGGGCAACUGGAACGCCGUGCGCCGGGAGACGAGGCUGCAGCGCUGCGGCAAGAGCUGCCGUCUCCGGUGGGCCAACCACCUCCGCCCCAACCUCCGCAAGUGCCCCUUCUCCCCCGAGGAGGAGCGUCAGAUCCUUCUCCUCCACGGCCUCAUCGGCAACAAGUGGGCGCGCAUCUCCAAGCACCUCUCAGGAAGGACGGACAACGAGAUCAAGAACUACUGGAACACGCGCUUCAAGCGCCGGCAGCGCGCGGGCCUGCCGCCCUACCCGCCGGACGUCGAGCGGCAGAUCAAGCUGCUGCGCGCGCAGAACGUCAACCCGUUCGCAGACGCAGACGCCGACGCCGCCCACGCCAACGCCAGCGCCGGCCUUCCGGCGCCGCCGCUCCUCUACGACGUCGGAAACCCGUUCGCGUUGCUCUCCAGCAUACCGUCACUGUCGCAGACGGCCUCGCACUCGCACUCGCCACUGAUCAACCAGAACUACCCGCUUCUGAACCAGAUGCAGGUGUUCCACCACCUCGGCGGCAGUCAGCAGCCGUCGUUCCACCAGGACGGCAGCGCGGCGGCUUUCGGUGACAUCGUCUCCUCUCGCCUGCCGCCACUGCCAACCGCCAGAACGCAGGCGGAGCUACAUUCGAACCAAUUCGACACCUCCAUCAGCGGCGGGCUGGUGGAUCAGUCGAUGCUGAUCGGCGACGAACACCUGCUGCGGCCUAACCCGAGUAUGGUCAAGGUCUCCUCCAUGCCCGCGCUCUCCUACCGUGAGCCGGAUGGGUCCAGGAUGCUGCCAGCCCAUGGCGCCGGGAGCGACGGCGACGUCUCCUCGCUGGGGCAAUGCCCUCCGGGACAGGACCUCCACCGUGGUGCGACAUGGGACUUCACCUUCGAAUAGGACGAACACGAACGUGCGUACACGCGGCACAAACACGAUGAUCAUCGUCUCACCAUGUGGUUGCAUGCAUCGGGAAACCAAUGCGUUUUCAGCGGCCGUGAAGCCGGCGAAGAGGAGGACGGCGAGCGAGGUGGGGUUCUCCGACAUGUUCGCCGUCGCACCGCCGGGGGAUUGGUUCGGCGGCGGGUCGACGGCGCCAUCGCCGGGGCCGUCAUCGGCCGUCACCGACGAAGAGUUUAACCUGGAGAUGCAGCAGUUCAUGUCAAUGCUACCACUGUCUGACGAGCACGGCUGGAACGCAUAAUGCGGCCGGGUAAAAUGGAAAUCGAAAACUGUGUAGAGCGUGUGUCUCCUUGCUUCUGCGACGAGAAUGGUGUGCGCAUUGUUUUUGUAAUGUGCCCACUCUUGGAUCUUUAUCUGUUCUAGACGUCGAUUGAGUUUCAAACAUUGAUAAUGCUAGGGCACCAUCGGCGUGGGAUAAACACAAAAUAAUCCAAGAAUUCACUGCAACAACUGCUGUGCACCUUCGUAAA